Alosa sapidissima (American shad) is the source of this 612-nucleotide messenger RNA. RefSeq names its product L-rhamnose-binding lectin CSL3-like. Gene Ontology annotation, molecular function: carbohydrate binding. NCBI's taxonomy places the organism in Eukaryota, Metazoa, Chordata, Actinopteri, Clupeiformes, Clupeidae. The transcript has 6 exons. The record is from RefSeq and is a predicted model, not a curated record. Bases 1 to 501 code for a protein of 166 amino acids.
AUGCAGAGGCAGGCUCUCAUCGGGUGGGGUUUCAUCAAGGUGAUCUCGGCCAGCUAUGGACGCAGUAACAGAGACACCUGCAGCAGUGGACGCCCCCCAAGUCAGCUUUCCAACACCCAAUGCCACCAGCACCAGUCUCUACGCAUCAUGUCUGACAGGUGCAAUGGAAUGUCAAGUUGUGCUGUACCUGUGACAAAAUCGGUGUUCUCUGAUCCCUGUGUUGGGACAUAUAAAUACCUGGAUAUAUCAUAUACAUGCCACCCAGUCAACACCGGAAGCCUGUUCAUUUAUCAUGCCAAUUAUGGAAGGAGAGAUCUCCUGACCUGCCCACAUGAACAUGCAACAACUCCCAACUGUUAUCACUCUCAAACAGACUACCUACGCGGCAGGUGCAAUGGGAAGACAUCAUGUCAGUUAAAUGCUUCAAAUACUGUCUUCUCUGAUCCCUGCCGUGGUGUCAAUAAGUACUUGGAAGUGACACACAGCUGCACGCCAUCAUAGAGACCGGAUCACCUUUACCGAAGGCCACACACCGCUGUAGACCAGGACAGAUGAAAGCUAUUAAAAGGGAUCCAAAGCACAUCCAGGACUGUACAUACAAUAUAAUAGACA